AUGAUGGAAGUCUUGCCGUCCUUCGAAGAGUUCCAGGCGGGUCCGCCUCGCACAGACGCCGAUGUCGAGAAGCUUGCCAAGAAGCAACUGGCCCCCUUCCCGAUACCCGAAGGAUAUCUCUCCCAACUGCGCGCCCACUUGAAAGAAUUCCCCGACGACUUCUGGUUCAGAUUGACGCCGCAUGCAGGCAAUGGAUUUGGCACGAUCCGAUGUCUCGAACCCGGCUGCUCAUCACACCCCAUCGCACUCAAACCACGAACUAAAAGAGCAGACGGCGGGCGUUCAGUCGGUGUCGGUGGACUCUCCGAAUUCCAGCAGCACAUCUUUGACCAUGAUCAUCACGAGAGCCUACGAGACUACCGUGUUUCGCAGUGGGCGGCACGUAAGUCUUCCUCGGCCCAACCUACUGUCCAUUCCGCCAUGCCGAUCCGCCAUACCAGCAAAGCCAGCGACAGCAAGCCCUCUCAUCUGAGCUUGGACGAUGAUACCAAACCAUCCCAUCCUACCUCAACUUCCAGGAGUCAAUCUACCUCAUCAAAAAGAGGCCCAAGUUCACCACCAAUAAGUCCCCGACACGUCAAAAGGGCAAACGCGACCCCUGGGCGUUCCAGCACUGCCAACAAAACCAGCCGAGUCAUCGAUUUGGUCUCGUCGGACGACAACAUGGGCCGGCCGCGGUCCUCGAGGACGAGCAACCCCAGCCCAUCCAAAGGCCCGUCCCGGAUCGUGGAUGUCGACACCUCGGAUGGCGAUUCGGAUCUCAAAAUCCUCAACGUCAAGAGCUUCGGCAAGCAGGGCACCCCAAUCGAGAUUGACGAAGCCAAGCCGACCAGUUUUCGGGCCAGCUCUCGGGCCAUCGACGUCGACGAGCUCGCGAGUUCGUCGGACGAGGACAUCAAGUGGAUGAAGACGCAAGGGCUUGUGCCCAUGAAGAACCAGCCCCGCGCCUCGAGCGCCUCGACCAGUCGGCUGAGCGCCGCGAUCCUGAACGACGCCACCCCGCGUGCGGGGCGCUCCUCGAGCAGCUUGGUGGACCGCAAGCCGGGCAUGUCGCCGCAUAUUCCCGCGGACGACAAGCCGACUCCGCGCUCGAGGCUGGACGCGGCGAUGGGAAACUCGGCCUACGAGCGGAUGAUCCGCCACUUGGCCGGCGAGCCCAGCCCCAGCGGAUCCACCAAGCCCGACGUCAAGCCGCGUGCGCUGCCCACGGGCGUGCCCAACCUGUUUCCCUCCUUCCCGCAGCCGCAGGCCCCAGCGCCCUCGACCAGUGCUUCGGCGGCCUUCAAGCGCGAACAGACCGUCCACCCAUUCGCGAGCUACGGCGGACAACAAGCGUUCGGCAGCCCGUUCCUGGCGGACCAGAAGCCUGUCCCGCAGGCCUCAACCAGUGCAUCAGCGGGCUUCAAACGCGAGCCGACGGCGCCGGUCUUCGGCGCCUAUGGGGGCCUGGCCUCGAGCAGCCCCUUCGCGGUGGACCGGCCACAGGACCGGCGGGGGAUCUUCGACACGACCGACGACAGCUCGUCGGAGGACGAGGACGAGCGGCGGCUCGACAUGAUGGCCUCUGCCAGCCAGCUCAUCUUCCCCCAGCUCUUCGGAUCCAACGCCAUCCGCCCCGGCGAACGCAUGCCCUACCUCCAGCCCGACUUCCGCCCCGAAGAAACUCACGAGUUCCUCAAACAGGCCGUCACCAACAUGGACUUCACCAACAACGCCACCGUCGCCGAGGCCCGCCUCGAGCUCGGGCUCGUCGAGGGCGAGGAGCCCAGGCUCGACGGGCUCUCCGUCUUGCUCAUGCCCCAUCAAGUCAUCGGCACGGCGUGGAUGAUCAAGCAGGAAAAAUCUAAGAAUAUGGGCGGGAUUCUGGGCGACGAGAUGGGCCUUGGAAAGACUAUUCAAAUGAUUGCCACGAUGGUCAAGAAUCGCUCAACGGAUCCCAAAAUCAAGGGCACACUUAUCUUGGCCCCGUUGGCGCUUCUGACGCAAUGGAAGGAAGAAAUUGCGGAGCGAUCGACGUGCGAUCUGAGCGUCUUGAUCUACCACUCGAGCGCGAAGGUUGCCGACCGCAAGAAAGUGUCGAAUUAUGAUGUUGUGAUCACGACUUUAGACACGCUCAGGGGGGAUUGGUACGACGACGAGGUGGAGGAGGUGGACAGCACGAAGAAGCCGCGCGGGCUCUACAAGAUCGAGUGGUACCGGGUGGUGAUCGACGAGGCGCAGAUCAUCCGGAACCGCAAAUCAAAGAAAAGUAGGGCGGUAUGCGCGCUGAAGUCGAUCUAUCGCUGGUGCUUGACCGGCACGCCGAUCUUCAACACGCUCUGGGACAUUUACCCGUACCUACGUUUCCUGCGGAUCCGGCCGUACAACGACCACCAUCGCUUCCGCGACCACAUCACCGUCAAUGAAAAGAAGAGGCCCAACCUCGCUACGUCCAGGGCCCAGGCCGUCCUGGGAACAUGCAUGCUCCGUCGCCAGAAAAACUCCAAGUUGGACGGCAAACCGCUCAUCGUACUCCCCCCUAAACACGAGGAAGACGUCUGGCUCGACAUGUCCCCCGACGAACGCGAGAUUUACGAGAUGCUCGAGAAACACGCCCAGCAGAAGUUCAACGUCUUCCUCAGAAGAGGUACCGUCCUCAAAAACUUCGCUUGUAUCUUAGUCUUGCUCCUGCGAUUGCGGCAAGCUUGCGGACAUCCCUCUCUUGCGAUUGAAGAGGACGACAGCCCGAUCAACCCCGAGGACUCGGCCGACCCCGAGUACGCCGACCCAGACAGCGAGCUUAAGAGAGCCAUCGGCGAACGCGGGCAAACUUGGGUCGAUAAUGUCAAGAAGAAAUUCCAAGAGGAGGCUGAUGAGCUGGUCAAAGCCGAACAACAGAACCGCAGCGAAGCUGCUGUUCCCGAAUGCCCCAUAUGUAACGAUGCAUUGGAUGACACCUCGCGGGUGACGCAAUGCGGGCACGUGUUCUGUGAAGCGUGUCUGGACACACUGAUGAUGCAGCAACGGGGGCCGAUGGAAGACGACUCGAACACGGACCCGAGCCGGAUCCCGAAGCCCUGCCCGAACUGUCGGGCCCCCUUCCGCAGGAUCGACACCUAUCUCAAGAAGGCCUUCGUGCCCCCUGCCGACGUCAUCGACGACGACGACAGCGAUCUGCCCGACUCGGGAAUCACCGUCCGCCAUAAGAUGCGCAACGGCAUCCUCGACGACUCCGAUGAUGACGGCCCCUCCGAGAAAGGAAAGGAGAAAAUCGCCCGCUCCGAAUUCGUGCCCUCCACCAAACUCGUCUGGCUCUUGGAACGAAUCGAGGAGAUUAAGAAAGAAUGCCCGACAGACAAGAUCAUCGUCGUCAGCCAAUGGACAAGCAUGCUCCACAUAUGCGGGACGUUCCUUCGCGAGCGCGGGCUCCGUUAUGUGUCGUAUCAGGGAGACAUGAACACCCUCGAACCGAUGUCGCCAACGGAGGAGCCAAAACGGAGGGGCAGAGACGCUGGGGACGGUGACCGAGCGGCCGACGAGCUCGAGCGAUUCGGAUUCCGGAAGCUUUCCGCCGCCAACCCUUCUCCGUCUUCCUCCUUCCCCACUACCCUCUCCAUCGUCGACCUUGCCAGCCUCAGACUACUUCCCGGUUACAUCUGA
Molecule: messenger RNA, 3639 nt
Organism: Puccinia triticina
Lineage: Eukaryota; Fungi; Basidiomycota; Pucciniomycetes; Pucciniales; Pucciniaceae
Exons: 16
Coding region: 1-3639 (1212 amino acids)
Molecular function (GO): ATP binding; ATP-dependent chromatin remodeler activity
Source: RefSeq, a predicted model, not a curated record